AGUAAGCAGAGUCACAUCCAGUAAACAGACAGAGAAGCCACGCGGUGGCACAUCACAUUGGGUGAAGACCCAUGUUGGGCUGACGGAACACACGGUACCUUGCUCCUGGCAUCUCCACUGCACAGGGCUCUCAUGGGCAUCUUCAAGGUUCAGCACAUCAAGUAUGACUGAAGAGUCCAACGACACGCUGGUUCUAGAUGAUUUACAGGAGAUUUUGAAGAAUUUCUCCAUUUACUAUGAUGAGCUGAAUAUUUCGGGGAACAGUAGUAGCGACGGCUUCCUGCUGGACCCGGGCACAUUUGCGUGUGAGCCAUUCAAUGUCUCACUGGCCCUCAGCAUCCUGGUGUGUACCUUCUACUUGCUGGUCUUCUUCCUGGCCAUCCCAGGGAACUUUGUGGCGGCCGUGGCCAUCGGUUCCAGCCACAGGGCCCUGUCCCCCUCCGAGCUGUAUCUGCGGCACCUGGCCAUAGCCGAUGGGCUGUUGGCACUCACGCUUCCCCUGUGGGCAGUGGCGGCGCUGCGUGGCUGGACAUUUGGCGACAGCCCCUGCAAGCUGGCCAGCCUGGUGCUGGAGGGCAGCUUCUACAGCAGCAUGCUUUUACUAGCCUGCAUCAGCGUUGAGCGUUACCGGCUCGUGGUGCGAGCUGCACAGAGCCGCAAUGAGGCACGCAGGCGGCGUGGCAGCUGGCUGGCAUGUGCUGCUGUCUGGGCACUAGGCGGCGCCCUUUCGCUGCCGGCACUCCUCAAAGGGCAGGUGCGGCCCGUAGGCUCAGUGUGGCCAGUCUGCGAGGAGAACUACUCACCGGAGGCAGCGGCAGCCUGGCGCCUGGCCACGCGACUGCUCCGCCACACGCUGGGCUUCCUGCUGCCGCUGGCUAUCAUGCUGACAUGCUGCUGGUCCACUGCUGAGCGGCUGCGACGCACACGGGGCAGGAGGGGACAACGUGCCCGCCGGCUCAUCUCUGCUGUGAUCCCUGCCUUCCUACUGUGCUGGGCCCCCCACCACCUGGCGGUGAUGGCCGACACUCUGCAGAGGACCGGACUGGUGCCAGGCGGCUGUGAGGCCCGCCGCGCCGUGGGUGCCACCAUCUUCAGCACGCAGAUGCUGGGCGUGCUGCACAGCGCUAUCAACCCUGUGCUCUACGCCUUUAUCAGCCACGACUUUCGCCGCAGGAUGUGCCAGAGACUGUGUGGCCAGAGGGCAGCAGAUCGCGAGGUGCUCCCCAGAGGAAGCCGGUCGCUAUCUCAGAAUUCGGAUGGAGUCUCCACAGCCCUGUGACGACCGAUGGCCGCGCCUCAUUCCCCAUGAAGAUCGACGACCACACCUUAUUCCUCGUGAAGACUGACGACCACGCCUCACGCCCAGUGACGACCAUACCUAGUUUCCUGUAACGGCCGCGCCCAAUUCCCUAUGAAAGCCACACCUCACGUCCUGUGAUGCCCGCGCCUCAUUCUUUGAGAAGGCUGUGGCUCACACUGAACAUCUCGACCCCAGAGGUUUGGGGACGCCCUGUUGGAAACAAACAGUCACUACACUAAAUACUAAACAUAUUCCUACGAUUUUGACUCCCUAAUUUGCAUCAAUGCUAUAUGCAACCAGGAAGUGAAUGUAUCCCAGCAGCCCCACGAAAAGAAAGGAAUUCUCUAACAGAACAUUUUCCUGAACCGACCAGUUUCUUCACUGCAAACAAUGAAAUGGCCCAUGAGGAUGCCCUCCCCACUGUUGGCACCCAGGGAUAUUGUUAACCCGUCACACGGACCACAUGUCCCAUGGAUAUAGACACCUGGAUCAUCAUGUUUGAGUUGGACUUCUGCCUUCUGCCUCACCUUGGAAUUUAAGAUGGGACAGUUUUCUGUUGUCACUGGAUUCUCUGAAUUCUUAAAAUCCCUACAGAAAAAUGUUUAAUAAUAUGCAUGCUUGAUAUUUAAAGAAGAAUAACAUACACAAUACAAAUGACUUCUAGGUAAAUUUGCUUUCGACUGCCUGCGAAAACCUCUAAGAUAAAUGCUGUAGCAUUAGCUUUAGGCUAAUAGUUACACAGCCUUUUUGCUGUAUAUAGGUUGCUGCUUUAUCAACAGUAUGCGGUAAGAACUAGAAUUCGGGGCAGUUAUGUGAAUGUUUGCAGUAUUAUGGCACUAUCACUGUAUAACAUGGAAUAAUCCUCAUGGCGUACAGUAGAGGGUGCUCUUCUUGAUCGACAAAGCAUCUGGAUGUUUUACCAAGUAAAUAUGGUUAUUUAAUAUCUAGAAAAACUUUAACCACAACACGCUGUGCUGGUGGCAAAUUCCUUCCUGGCUUUUCCCCUUUGUAACACAUUUUAAAGAGCAACUCUUUUACUAACAUUGAAUGUGGAUGAAGAAGGCUAACAGGAAGAGAGUAAGUUUGUGUGUGUGUGUGUGUGUGUGUGUGAGAGAGAGAGAGAGAGAGAGAGAGAGAGAGAUAAGCAAAAUAUUUCUAUAUAUUUGGAAAACAAAAUAUUUGAAGAGCUGUCUCAGGGAACCAAGAUCGUGACCUAAAUAUAAAAAGAACCAUUCCUGUGAUUUUGAUGCUUUGUUUUGCUCCUGAACUGAAGGCUGCUCACAUAGUUGUGUUGUGAUGGCUGUGUACUGCUGGUAAAGUCCUGUACAAUAAUACCCAGCCUGUAAGUUAUUCAAAUGUCUGGCUUUGUCUUAAUUAACAGAGAAUUAAAAUACUUCCAAGUGCUAA
Messenger RNA from Brienomyrus brachyistius, 2707 nucleotides. RefSeq names its product C-X-C chemokine receptor type 1-like. Lineage: Eukaryota; Metazoa; Chordata; Actinopteri; Osteoglossiformes; Mormyridae. Gene Ontology annotation, biological process: neutrophil chemotaxis; G protein-coupled receptor signaling pathway; immune response. Gene Ontology annotation, cellular component: membrane. Gene Ontology annotation, molecular function: C-X-C chemokine receptor activity. The transcript is spliced from 2 exons. Bases 164 to 1279 code for a protein of 371 amino acids. The record is from RefSeq and is a predicted model, not a curated record.